AUGUUCAUUACUUUGCACACUUGAAACAUGUUCACAUCGUUACACUAAAAAACGUAAAAAACUCAAAUAAAAAUUAAAUACUUAAACAAAAAACCAUUUAAAAAAACAACAUUAUAAACAGUUCAUUAAAUCUUCGUUUGGACUUUCGCACACUUGUUUCGCUCACAAAAAUAAUAAUGUCCAAACGCCGCGAUGUCGAUCCCCAUAAGCGGGAUAUGCGAUCACGCUUCAAGCGUUUGGUACGCGCCGUCAUGAUCAACAGACAAUGGCUCGAUGAGCCCGAUGAACAGGCGCAGGGCAUCUCAAUGAACGUGAAGAAGAAUCUCGCCUUUCUGGUCCGUCAAAAGCGCAAAACGGGCAUUCUAACUGUGGCGGAGAAAGCACUGCUGCGCUCUCCAGCCUACGCUCGCACUGUGGAAGAGCGCAAGAAAUUGUGCAUGAUUGUGGCAGGUUUAACCUGUUUCUCGCGAAUUCCGCCGAAAUUGCGAGCUCGCUUGGUGCCCGUGAUCAAGUUUAUGACAGUUGGCGCUGAUCGCAUACUGAUGAAAGAACAUGAUUUUCCCCUCUAUAUAUAUUUUGUGAUUUCCGGGGAAAUCGAAAUGAGAAAAACCCUCUACGACAAGGCCACAAAGAAAACUACAAUGAUAUCGGAAGCGAUUGUGGGACCUGGAGAUUGGAUUGGCGACGUGGAACUGCUCGAAAAUUGUAGCAGACUCAACACUUAUGUGACGAUAUCGUCUUGCGAGUUGCUGUGCAUAACUGAGUUGGAGUUUAGAACAAUUUUGGGACCCUUUGCUCGAAAACAAUGGGCGGACAAGAAGACAGCCUUAAAAACGCUCAACUACUUUGAUUUCUUCACCGAGGAACAGAUUGUUCGCGCCUGCAGCUAUGGACUUUUAAUACAAUACGAUCCCUUGCAGUUUAUAUAUUCGGAUAAUCGAGGCGCUGUUAGCUAUGUUCAUUUCAUACUCAGUGGCGAGUGCACCAUACUACAGUGCCUCAAAAUGCGAGUGCUGCGAAAUGUGGGCAAAAUCACCUACGAUUUGGUUAAAGUGAACAAUGCGGAUGGCUUUGAUCUUGAUGCGAAGACGAGCAAAACUCGCUUACGUGACUCGGAAGUCGAAGUAUCGAAUUCCGAUUUUAAUCUCGACGAUUUGUUGGCCUCCACGGAUUCACAAGAUGCGGAAACGUUGCAGGAGAAGAAAGCGAAACGCAAAAUUGGACUGCGAGAGGUGGAAAUUGCCUGUGGCUAUGGUGGAAUUCAGUUGAAAAGGAAAAUUCAUCGCAACCCGCGACGAACUGUUUUGAGACGUCGCACAACUUAUGUGGCAAGAAGAUUGACAAGUUUUGGAAAGACGACUUCAUCGACGGCUCGCGCCAGUUCAAUGCAUGGCGAUGAUGAUGAGGAUUACUUUCCCGAGGACGCGGAGGAUGAGUACGAUUACAUUCCAGAGGAUUAUUUCGUCGAAGAGGAAAUCUCCGUUGAGGAGACGCCGACGACUGAGAGAACAACAAUGAAAUCGAUGAUAUCAUCGAAUCGAAGCACAGCGCGCUCAACGCUCAAAUCACUUCGACAAUCGGAGGGGAAUGUGCUGCGUGUUGAAACCGAUGAUUCGAUGAAUCAGAAUACACCGCGUGACACGUACAUUUCACCCACAGUCAAUGUAGUCCCGGAAACUGAGACGCGUUUUGUGGACGUUGGUUCUCUGACUUAUGGCGGAAUUUUUGGCCUAGGCGAGACGAUAGUUCAUCGCGUUAUCAUGGCACGCACAGUGGUUCAAUGCAUGCUCUUGCCACGCUUCUGGCUAAUGGAGCCGGAUCAAAAUCCGGGACAUAUCUGGAAACGUCGCAAAUUCUAUUUGGAGGGUUGUGUCCCGUCGCGUGAGGAACUCUUUGGCAAUUUCCUCAAGACGCGACGUUGGGAGAAAUUUAAGCAUGAUUAUGUGCAAAGCACACUCAAUCCGAAUAGCGUGAAUAGCACACAACCCGAAGAUAUACCCAUCAUUAGUCGUAUUGUCGAGACCAGAGAUGAUAUUUAGUGAGCAGUGUGCGAAAUCUUGAAAUUUGUUGUGUACAAAAAAAAGAUAAAAGAAGAAGAAAUAAAAAAAAAAUUGAAAGAAAUACAGAGAUUGAAGAGGAUAUUGUUUUGGAAGAACUUGCUCAAAUUUGUUGAACUCUUCUGUGCGACGUUUAAGAAGUGAAAAAUGUUGAAGUGGAAAUCAUCAGGAAUACAAAAAUUGAUACGCUAUUAAUCAAGCCCUAAAUAUUCAACUUUUGAACUGCUAAUGGUGGAUCAAGAGAACAUUCACUCGAUGCGAUGUAUGCAACUGAAAGUUGACUCCCCAUGAUUUGUUUACAAUUCCGCAUUUAUUUGCUGUGCAAGUGACUCGUCGUAAUUUCUAAUCAAA
Molecule: messenger RNA, 2408 nt
Organism: Drosophila sulfurigaster albostrigata
Lineage: Eukaryota; Metazoa; Arthropoda; Insecta; Diptera; Drosophilidae
Exons: 12
Coding region: 177-2039 (620 amino acids)
Source: RefSeq, a predicted model, not a curated record